Molecule: messenger RNA, 1305 nt
Organism: Anoplophora glabripennis (Asian longhorned beetle)
Lineage: Eukaryota; Metazoa; Arthropoda; Insecta; Coleoptera; Cerambycidae
Exons: 2
Coding region: 1-1305 (434 amino acids)
Cellular component (GO): nucleus
Molecular function (GO): DNA binding
Source: RefSeq, a predicted model, not a curated record
AUGGUAGCGUUAUUUAUCCAGAGGAACAAUCUGUCUGUGAGGAUGGCAUCCAACAUAAAAAGAUCCCGCGCCUCUGUUGAUCAAGAUGACGUUAAUAAGUUCUUCGACAACAUAAAACCAGCUUUGUUAGAAUCUACAGGUGACCAUAUCUACAAUUAUGAUGAAACCAAUAUUACAGAUGACCCUGGAGCACGAAAAGUCAUUGUUCCUAGGAAUUGCAAAAGAGUGGAACGGGUUCAGAAUUUCUCGAGAACAGCAAUCAGUAUUAUGGUGUGCGGAACUGCGAGUGGUGAACUUUUACCACCCAUGGUUGUUUAUAAGGCCUAUAACCUUUACGAAAAUUGGUGUGUCGGUGGACCUACUGGGACGGUCUAUAGGAAUAGCCCAAGUGGAUGGCAACCAGGGAAGAGAGUCAUCGUGGUGGGCGAUAAUCUGGUUAGUCAUUUCGCCCCAAACGUCAUUAGGAUUGCACAGGAAGAGGAUAUUUAUUUAACACCCUUUCCACCAAAUGCCACGCACUUGAUGCAGCCUUUGGACGUGGCAGUUUUUGCACCAAUGAAGAGAACAUGGCGAGUGAUUCUAGACACGUGGGGAAAAGAGAGCCGUUAUCUCGGUUCUAUUCCUAAAGAACAAUUUCCUCUGCUGCUGAACAGACUGUGGUCACAGAUUAAACCCAAUGUCAAACAAAAUUUAAUGUCUGGCUUUAGAGCCACCGGACUCUUCCCAUGCAAUCCACAUGAAGUUUUGAAAAGGUUGCCGAAUGCUGCAAUCCAACAGGAAGAGGUGGGGCGUCUACUGGACACAAGCCUUAUUGAACUAUUGAAAGAACACAGGGGUGUUGCUAAAGAUCCGUCCACCAAACGCAAGCGUGGGAAAAAGGUUGAAGCUGGCACGAGAAUUUUGCCUUCCUCUGUGACUGCAGAUCAUUUAGGUGACAACCCAGAAAAUCCACCUGACGAUCAGACACCAUCAACAUCAGUUUUACAGAAACCUAGAGAGACCAACAAGAGAGAAGAAAGCAAACAGUCUUCAAAAGAAAAUGCAACAGAAGCUGCGGCAAGCAUCAAGAAAAGGGCUUCCAAGAGAAUAAAAGACACAGAAGAUCAAUGCGGAAUUUGUAGAGUGAGGUGGACAAACUACAAAGGGCGUGUGGACUGGCUUCAACGCUGCAAGUGCCACAUAUUGAUUUGUGGAAUAUGCAACGAAAACAGUAAGGACCCCUAUUUUGUAUACGCAGUAUGCGACGAUGAUUCAGGAGAUGAAGAUCCAUUCCAGACAGAUGAAGAUGAGGAAUUCGUCCCCUAA